Molecule: messenger RNA, 1860 nt
Organism: Pneumocystis murina B123
Lineage: Eukaryota; Fungi; Ascomycota; Pneumocystomycetes; Pneumocystales; Pneumocystaceae
Exons: 2
Coding region: 73-1860 (595 amino acids)
Biological process (GO): superoxide anion generation
Molecular function (GO): phosphatidylinositol binding; superoxide-generating NADPH oxidase activator activity; protein binding
Source: RefSeq, a predicted model, not a curated record
GAAUAUUAUAUAAAGUAAAAGAGAUAUUUUCAAAUAAUUCCUGGAAAGUUGUAGUUUAUUAGAAGAAGGAUUAUGAUUAGGCUACGUAAAACACAAAAGACUACUAAUCUUCAAAACUCAACAACUAGCAUUUCAUCGAAAUCAUUAAUUUCUAUUGAACCUCCGAAAAAUGUUAUUAAGGCUCUUUAUGAUUAUGUUCCUCAGUCUUCAGUUGAGCUUGGAUUCUGUAAGGGUGAUUUUUUUUAUUUGAUAGGUAGCGAAAAUGAUGAAAAUUGGUAUGAAGCAUAUAAUCCUGCUACUAAUGCACAUGGCCUUGUUCCUGUUUCAUAUUUUCAGGUUUUAGGACGUAGCGAAAAAAAUAAUUUAGAUAAAAGUUCUGAAAAAUUAAACGAUGAAAAAAAUCAUUCUACUCAGGUCCCAGCAAAAAGCCGGUCUUUAUAUGGGAUUGUUCGAUAUGAUUUUCACGCAGAAAGACCCGAUGAGCUUGAAGCGCAGGCUGGCGAAGCUAUUAUAGUGAUUGCUCAAUCGAAUCAUGAAUGGUUUGUAGCUAAGCCAAUAGGUAGAUUGGGUGGCCCUGGACUUAUUCCUGUCUCUUUUAUAGAAAUUAGGGAUUUUUCUACUGGGAAAGUUGUUACUAAUGUUCAAGAACUUGUAAAUAGUAUGGCAAUUCCAAGAGUUGAAGAAUGGAAGAAAAUGACUGCUGAAUAUAAGAAUAAUAGUAUUUCUCUUGGUAAAUUUAAUUUCGAUGAGAAGCCUUCUAGUAAAAAUAAUACUAUUUCUGACUUUAAAAAUGAUGGAAGUAUUGGUUUUUCAACGAAAUCUUUAGAUAAUACUAAAUUAAUCUCUAAUCCAUAUCAUAAUAAUGAACAAGUUUGUGUCGUUUCUGCGCGGGUUAUUAAGCAUGUUUAUAUUAAUGAGGGAUAUCAGUAUCUUGUUCAUGCUGAAAUGGAAAAUUUAUGUUAUCGUAGUUUAUGUAGAUAUUAUGAAGAUUUUUAUAAUUUGCAGGUUAUGUUGCUUGAGGAGUUUCCAGUAGAAGCUGGUAGAACAGGCAAACGGCGUAUAUUGCCAUAUAUGCCAGUCCCUUUAUCUUAUGUUGAUGAUGAAAUUUCUCAAAGAAGAUGUAUUGAUUUAGAUGCAUAUUUAAGGGAUCUUUGUAAAUUGCCUUCUUAUAUUAAACAGAGUUCACUAGUAACAUAUUUUUUUUUUUUGAGAGAAGGUGAUAUUGAGUGCAAUACUCUUGAAGCAAUGAUUCAAACAUCUUAUACUGAAUCUUUUGGUAAAGCAUCUCAAAAUUCCAAGUUCAGUGACUUUUUUUUGGAUGGUAAUAAUAUAUCUUCGUCUUCAACCUGUUACAAGAAAUCAGUUUCGGAAAAUCAGCUAUCAUAUUCCACGUCUUCUUUACCGAUGUCUUUAAGGAGUCUUGGGUUUAAUUCUGAUACGAAAUCUGCUGAAUUAAAAUAUGAUUCUGAUUUUUCUAAAUUAACUCAAGCACUUCAAAGUUCAUCAAUUUCUAAAAAUGAAAAUAUACACACAUUUUCUUCUCAAGAAGUCUUAAAAGAAAGUAAGGCACAAGUAAAUUUAAAUUCUUCUCAGCAUAGUUUUCAAUAUGGUGGAAUUUGUUCUGAUUCUUUUUACAUUAAAAUAAAAAUAUUUUUUGCUGAUGAUCUUAUUGCGAUUCGUGUUCCACGACAAAUUACAUUUAAUCAGCUUAUGGAAAAGCUUCAAGAUCGUUUAGGUACUAUAAUAAAAUCUUUACGAUGUAAGGAAGAAAUAAAUAAUCAUUUAUUUUCAAUAAGAUGUGAUGAUGAUUUGCGAGAUGCAAUAAAUCAAAACUCAAAAUUGGUUUUAUAUGCUGAAUAG